UAUUUGGGUUUCAUUUUCAUUUUUCCAACACAUAUUCUUACUCCUUCGACCAUGGGAAGUUUCUCAUUACUCUCGGCUGCAGCAAGAAGGCUUGAAGGAAAAGUGGCAUUAAUCACUGGUCGGUCUAGCGGCAUUGGUGAGUCCACUGCAAGACUCUUCUCUAAACAUGGAGCAAAAGUUGUAAUUGCUGACAUCCAAGAUGAAUUGGGUCACUCUGUAUGCGAAGAACUAAAUCCUCAAUCUACAUCCUUCGUCCAUUGUGAUGUUACUAAAGAAACAGAUGUAGAAAAUGCAGUUAACCAUGCUGUUUCCAAGUAUGGUAAGUUAGACAUUAUGCACAACAAUGCUGGUAUAGUUGGGGUAGCCAAACCUAACAUCCUUGACAACACCAAGGCUGAAUUUGAGCUAGUGGUUAGUGUCAACCUUGUAGGUGAUUUCCUUGGCACCAAACAUGCAGCCCGUGUGAUGAUUCCAGCUAAAAAAGGUAGUAUAAUCAAUACCGCUAGUGUUUGUUCAACCAUAGGAGGAGUUGCAAGUCAUGGCUACACAAGCUCAAAACAUGGUUUGGUUGGAUUAAUGAGAAAUACAGCAGUGGAGCUUGGACAGUUUGGAAUUCGUGUGAAUUGUGUGUCACCUUAUGCGGUUGCUACACCUUUGGCAAAGGAUUUCUUGAAGCUAGAUGAUGAUGGAGUUAUUCGUGUUUAUUCCACCCUCAAGGGUGUAGUUCACCAGCCAAAGGAUAUAGUUGAGGCUGCUCUCUAUCUUGGAAGUGAUGAGUCAAAAUAUGUGAGUGGACAUAACAUUGUCAUAGAUGGAGGCUUCACCAUUGCAAAUCUAGGCUUUUGUAUGUUUGCACAGACUUAA
Molecule: messenger RNA, 864 nt
Organism: Quercus lobata
Lineage: Eukaryota; Viridiplantae; Streptophyta; Magnoliopsida; Fagales; Fagaceae
Product: secoisolariciresinol dehydrogenase-like
Exons: 2
Coding region: 52-864 (270 amino acids)
Molecular function (GO): oxidoreductase activity, acting on the CH-OH group of donors, NAD or NADP as acceptor
Source: RefSeq, a predicted model, not a curated record